Molecule: messenger RNA, 1078 nt
Organism: Stegodyphus dumicola
Lineage: Eukaryota; Metazoa; Arthropoda; Arachnida; Araneae; Eresidae
Source: RefSeq, a predicted model, not a curated record
AUGCAAAGAAGGGCAAAUUCGGUUACGGAAGGAACAACAACCGAGCAAAAAAGGAAAUUCAAGCUUCCGAAACUUGAAUUGAGGAAAUUUAGUGGAGAACCGAAAGACUUUCUUGCUUUUUGGUCCCAGUUUGAAAAAAUUCACAACGACCUCUCCAUUGUCGAUGAAGAUAAAUUUCAAUAUCUUUUACAAUGUGUGGUAGCAGAUUCUAAAGCGUCAAGACUCGUAACAAGUUUUCCGCCAACUAAAGAAAACUAUUCAAAGGUGAUCGCACAACUUAAAGAACGCUUCGGGAGAGAUGAACUUUUGGUUCAGAUUUAUGUACGGGAUCUACUUUCCAUAGUAAUGAAAAAUGCUACUGGUAGGAUUAAAGUAGAUUUAGCUGAACUUUAUGAUUUACUUGAGAGCAAGCUUAUGGCACUGGACAGCCUCGGUAGAACUAAGGAAAAAUUUGCAGAAUUUUUAGAGCCACUUGUUGAGUCCUGUUUACCAGAGACUGUUCUUCGUGCGUGGGAAAGAAGCCGCUCGAUGGAAGAUACUGCGUCACAGCAAGAUAGUGCGCGUUCGUUGGAUAAACUUUUGUGCUUUCUUCGAAACGAAGUGCAAAGUGAGGAAAUGAUUAAGCUCGCUCGUACCGGGUUGGGAGCUUCACGUUCUGCACAUUCGCGUCCCCAUUGUGAUGAUCCGGGUUGCUCUACAGCUGCUGCCUUGGUAAAUGUUCAAGACAAUACAGUGAUGAGCAUUCAGAUUUUAAUGAUUCUUCAAAUGACUCUAGUAACAUCCUGCAAGGUGCUAAAGUGUCAAGAUUUGGACAUGUGAUCAAGGUGCCUCAGAAAUUGGAUCUCUUCGACCAGGUACUGUAUGUCUUUGAGCCAACCUGAAGUCGACUCAAAGAGGGGGAGAAUGUUGGAGACGGCCGCUGCAGACAGACGAUUACAUAACGGCUCGGCGAAGGUCAACAGAAGGAGCGCUGCAUCUGAUUGGACUAUUUUUUAUUAUUCUUAUUUUUUCUUUAAUUGAGAACUAAGCGGGAAAAUUCCCUUUUCACUCAGUUAUAUGUAUGCACUAGUUAAAGUAA